AUGAAGUCGAGUUCUAUAUCGACAGAGUUGCUGGAAUGCUUGAAGCUAUUCAACACACUUCUGACUAGAGACGAACUGUUCAACACCUCCUCUAGUAUACCAAAAUCUGUCUGGGACGAUGAGCUUGGAAGACUGAGGGUGUGGGCCGCAAACAUUGGUGCGCAUCAGAAAGAUCAAUCUUCUCUAGACUACCGGUUGAGGAACGCUUCGCAUGUCAAAUCACAGAUUAUCAACUUGCUGCAGAGUCUGAAGAUGACGUUGAAAGAGCUUGAAGAGGUCCUCAUCGAGCUCAACGAAGAAUAUCCAGAAAAAGAUGACGAUGAAAGAAAGGCAGAAGUUGCAGAAAUAUUCAACGACCUGGUACAAGUCAUCACAAACCUCUAUCGAAUGUCUAUUCUUGUAAGGCAGCCAUCACAACGGGACCGGUUUCUAAGAUACCAGAAAGACGAUGCGGCUGGAUAUGAACAAUUUGACCGAAAUCAUGUGCUGGAAAAGUUUCGCAACGCCGACGCCAAAGUGAUAGAUAGGUUAGCAACAGCCGUCUCCAACAGACGCAGACAUCUGAAGGCGCUGGAGAGGCACAGGGCCAAACUGGGAAAAGGUAUCGGCCACGCUCGUGGGGAAGAGAAUGACGAUACAUCCACCGUCAUGUCUGGAACUCUAGCAACCGAUUAUGAAGAGGGAUCUGCAGUGGCCAGACUCGAGUCUGAAUCACUAAGUGGAGAGUCCACGACAUCAUAUGCUGCCUCGUUCCUGGCGGGUGAAAAAGAUAUCAAGAUCCCUCCGCCACCCGUCGGUUAUGGCAGCGAGAAGCCAUUUGAGUGUCCAUAUUGCUUCUUCAUGACGACGACCAAUAGCAGGAAGUCCUGGGCACAGCACGUGUUUCGGGACUUAAUGCCAUAUAUGUGCAUUUUCCCUGAUUGCAAAACACCAAAUCAACUGUAUGACAGGCAACGAGACUGGUCUUUACAUUUGCAGACACAUCGCCGGGGCUCAACAAACCUUUCAUCGCUAGAACUGACUUUCUGCCAACUAUGCCAUAGAACUGACAUACCGUUCCCAAAAUAUGAACGCCAUCUCGCCGAACACCUGGAGGAACUUGCUCUGUUCGCCCUGCCACGUGAUAUGCAAGGUCAUUCUGAUGAAGACGAUGACUAUGAUGGCCAGAAGAAGAUUCGAAGCAUAGAGAAUAGCGCAACCUCCAGUAAUGCCGACGAUGGAGAGAUAUUCGAUGAAGAUCCUAUCGCGUCUCAUGAUGCCGUUAUGUGGAUGGACCGAUUGGGUAUAUCUGAAGAGGAGCGGCCGGCCACGGAGGGAAAACCAGCAGAAACAACGAAUGAGGCGGAAUCAAAUAUAUCAGUUCUCCGAAUAACCGGGCUAUCAGAGUGGCGAAACAAUGUGGCAUUAGCAGCGGCUGAUCCCACUGAAACGUCUUUUGCAGCAGUAGAAGGACAGGCACAGGAAGAAGGACACAGACCGACGAUAAGCGAAAUACAGGCUGUCGAGGAAGGGUUCAGGUUGACGGCAGAGGCAGCAGAGGCUAAGAAGAAACCUAUAAGGUCCACCCGAGCGGAAGAAGCUCACGGUCAUGAAUCCAAUAGUCACGGCCGGACGACACCUCAGCAACUAUCCGAGUCCCAGAAACGGCUCAUCGAGGAGUUUGGCGGCCUCUUCUGUGACUGCGGCCAGUUCUUCCCAGGGAAAAUGGCAAUGGCCAACAUCACCAGGCACGUCCGCGAGGCGAGCGUUCGCUUUCGUAACGCCUGCAUCUACUGCAACAGCAAGUUCGCUGGGCACGAGAAUCUUCACAACCACUUGCUGGUGUUGCAUCCACAGCAAGUGUGCGUGUCUUGCGGCAGGGUUCCCGAGAGGAGACCUACCAGUAGAGCUCUCGUUCAGUCCAAAGACCCAGGCUGA
Messenger RNA from Fonsecaea multimorphosa CBS 102226, 1917 nucleotides. RefSeq lists its product as uncharacterized. The record is from RefSeq and is a predicted model, not a curated record. Bases 1 to 1917 code for a protein of 638 amino acids. NCBI's taxonomy places the organism in Eukaryota, Fungi, Ascomycota, Eurotiomycetes, Chaetothyriales, Herpotrichiellaceae. The transcript is spliced from 2 exons.